This is a messenger RNA of Nymphaea colorata (pocket water lily), 1874 nucleotides long. RefSeq lists its product as hypothetical. NCBI's taxonomy places the organism in Eukaryota, Viridiplantae, Streptophyta, Magnoliopsida, Nymphaeales, Nymphaeaceae. The record is from RefSeq and is a predicted model, not a curated record. The transcript has 2 exons. The coding region runs from base 68 to 1702 and encodes 544 amino acids.
CGCCAUUCCACUUCUUUCAUAUAAAUGAAUUUCAUGACUCACCGCACAGCUCAUCUUCUCUCUCUACAUGGGGCAUCGGCAGUCCUCUCCGAAGGGCCUUCCAAUUAACUCAACGUUCAAAUUGCCGUCUCAAGUACCAGCUUGGCCUCCUGGUACUGGAUUUGCAACCGGAAGCAUAAGCCUCGGAGAGCUGGAGGUGUGUCAAGUUACAACAUUUACAAAAAUAUGGUCUUACAAUGAAGGUGGUGUGGACAACCUUGGCGCAAGUUUUUUCAAACCAGCCAGCAUACCAUCUGGAUUUUUCAUGCUCGGUUGCUACUGCCAACCGAACUCUAAACAGCUCUCCGGUUGGGUUCUUGCCGGAAAAGGCUCCCAAACUCUCAAAAUUCCGGUAGACUUCUCGUUGGUAUGGAGUAGUGAGUCUUUGAAUAUAAAGCAAGAUGAUCAUGGUUACUUCUGGCUGCCAAUUCCUCCUCAAGGCUACAAGGCUGUGGGUUUUAUGGUGACCUCCACGCCGGAGAAGCCACCUCUUGAUGAAAUAAGGUGUGUUAGGUCGGACCUCGUCGACGAGUGCGAGUUGGACACGUGGGUUUGGGAUCAUAACAAGGAUAAUGGUGAGGUUAUAAGCUUCUAUAGUCUAAGGCCAACACAUAGAGGAACCAGUGCUGUUGGAGUAAGGGUAGGAACAUUUUGUGUCCAAGUCAAUGGGGAACCCAAUUACCUGACCAAUGUAGGCUGUUUGAAGAACAUGAGCCGUGACCCAUUUUCUAGUUACAUGCCUAGUCUCACACAAGUUGAGGCCAUAAUGAAGGUCUACUCCCCAUGGAUCUACUUCCAUCCAGAUGAGGCCUACCUACCUUCGUCAGUGCCCUGGUUCUUCACCAAUGGAGCCCUUCUCUACCAAAAUGGCAGCUCGACGCCGACCCCCAUCGAUCCGGCCGGGUCAAAUCUCCCACAAGGCGGUUCCGAGGAUGACUCGUACUGGAUCGCGUUGCCGGUCAACGAAACUGAUGCCGGGCGAGUCAAGAAGGGUGCCCUACAAAGUGCAGAGUGCUACUUGCACAUCAAGCCCAUGCUGGGUGCCACUUUCACUGAUGUUGCCAUAUGGGUCUUCUACCCCUUCAAUGGUCCAGCUAGGGCCAAAGUGAAGCUAGUCAACAUCUCUCUAGGCAAGAUUGGGGAACAUGUGGGAGACUGGGAGCAUGUAACACUGAGAAUCAGCAAUUUCUCAGGGGAGCUGUGGCAGGUUUACUGUUCACAGCAUUCUAAGGGCACUUGGGUUGGUGUGGAAGACCUAGAAUUUGAAGGGGGGAACAAGGCUGUGGUCUAUGCUUCUCUACAUGGUCAUGCUUUAUAUCCAAGAGCAGGGCUUGUGCUUCAAGGGGACAGCAACUUGGGAAUAGGGAUAAGGAAUGAUACAGCAAAAGGAACCAAGAUGGACACUGGUGAAAGGUAUGUUGUUGUUGCAGGUGAGAGCUUGGGCUCGGUUGCUGAGCCUCCAUGGCUGAACUAUGCGAAGCGCUGGGGACCAACCAUCACCUAUAACAUAGCGGUGGAGCUGAAGAAAGUGACGACGAUUCUCCCUGGAAAGCUUAAGGAUGCACUGGAGAGUGUGAUCAGAAAGCUCCCUGCAGAAGUUCUUGGGGAGUCGGGACCUACAGGGCCAAAAAUGAAGAGUAAUUGGUCGGUUGAUGAAGCUUGAAGGUCUUAUAAUAUGAUGAUGAAUGUGGAAUCCAUUGGGAUUUAUAUGAAGGGGUUUUAAUUAGUUUAUGAACUUGCAAUUAAGCUCUUGAACCGCAAUUGUUAGGGGUUUGUGGAAUCUAUACCGACUGAUCACUUGUAAAAUACUUAAUUUAAUGAUAUAUGCAGUUCAU